Molecule: messenger RNA, 3281 nt
Organism: Rotaria sp. Silwood1
Lineage: Eukaryota; Metazoa; Rotifera; Eurotatoria; Philodinida; Philodinidae
Source: the annotation of a GenBank genome assembly
AUGGCUUCAUCGAUAGUAAUAGAAACAAGUGACAACGAGUUCGAUAGUCAACGAGAAGAGUUUCAAUUGUUACAGAACGCUAUUCCUCAGCAAACAGUGACGUCUCUAUUUGCAUGUGGACAUCCAUUAAUUAGAUCUCCAAAAGAUGCUAUUAAAUUUCUUUUCCCCAAACAUUAUUACCAUUUACGGCACGAUAUUGAACGUAAAAUACUUCAUCAUGAUGUGUCCCAACAAGAACUUGAUGCUGCCGCUAAAUUCGGUCGAUUUUCUCAACGACCCAGUGAUCUCUUUCUCAAACUAUUCUACGGUGUAAUUUGUACACUUCAACACAACCCAUUAGCUGGUUGUGUAUCACCAUCAUUAAUUGGUUCGACAGGAGUAAUUCCACUCACAAUCAUUUCUACCAUCCCCGAUAUUAUGUACCACUAUUAUCAUGUAAUUGUUCACGCUCAAAAAGAAAUUUUAUUUGCUACGAUGUAUUGGGAAAAUAGUGAAAGUGCCAAUAUUAUUAGCAAAGCUUUUCGAGAUUUAAGUGAACGCGCUGGCUAUGAAAAUCGCCGUGUCAUCAUCAAACUCAUGAUGGAUCAUCCAACCAUAUCAAAUGCACUGCAUAUUCAUUCUAUUAUUCCAUCAAAUAAGUGGUCCUUUUACGGUAUCCCUAGUCCAGAAGAAAUAUCAAAUAUUUCAUUGGAAGUUCAUAACUAUCAUCGUAUCAUUAUGGGCACAUUUCAUGCGAAAUUUUUAAUUGUGGAUCGAAAACUUGUUCUCUUGAAUAGUAAUAAUGUUCAAGAUCGACCCAAUCUUGAAAUGAUGUCACAAUUUGAAGGUGAUAUUGUCAAUUCGUUUUACGACACAUUUCUUAUUUCUUGGUCGUUACCUUUUCAACCGAAUCUUGUCUGUUUAAAUGAUAAUGUACCAACGGAACAGUAUUUUCAUUUUGAUAUCGAUAGUGCGGCUAUUGCAUCGGUAAAAGAAUCGUCGUGUGAGGCAAUAGCCCGAGUUCCAUCACGAUUCAAAAAUGUCGAAUUAGAAAAAACAGAGAUCUAUCUCGAUGAACCCGAAUUAUCUUCGUUCGAGGAUCAAGACUUCUCGCCUAUUAAAGAUAACAAAUGCAAUGGAGGUACUUUAUCUGUUAAUGUCUCUCGAGCGGCUAACUAUAGUCGAGCUUUACAUUUGCCAAAUGUUCUUAUCAAAGCAGCAAAUAAUAUCGUGGACGCUGCGACCAAGUACAAUACAGAUUCACGAUCGCAAUCCAUUCUCACGGAACAUUUGAAUAAAUCUUCGAAACAUGUUCGUUUUGUCACAGCCGAUAAAAAUAUGUCGUCUACAGAAAUCGAAGCAUUGUCCUUAGAAUUCAAUCCAUUUCUCUUUCAUCGUCCACAUGAACCGUUUCCUAUUGCUUUAGUCAAUCGAUUACCUCAGGGUAUACCUAUCUAUAGGGAUACGACAAAUCCACAAGAUGCAGCCUGGAUGGGUGCAUUUCGAUAUGCCCAAAAAUCGAUUUUUAUUCAGUCUCCGACGUUAAAUGCUUCAUCAGCUAUUGAUGGUAUUAUCACUGCUUGUCGACGUGGAAUCAAAGUAACAUUAUGGCUUGGUUUGGGCUUCAAUGAUCUCAGAGAAGGUCGUGGAACAUUUCAAGGAGGAACCAAUAAACAUGUCGUAAAGAAAUUGUACAGAGAAUUAAUGAAAACCAACGAUGGAACAGAGCAAAAUCUUGAAACAUUCUGGUACACUGCGAAAGACCAAAUGCGUCCUCUUCAUUUUCGCCAAAAGAAACGUAACUGUCACAUUAAAUUUAUGUCAAUCGAUGGACAAGUUGCCAUUAUGGGUAGCGCAAAUAUGGACAGUCUAUCGUGGUUUCAUUCACAAGUAAGUGAAUGAAAAAUUGACUGCCACAUUCUCAAUAUUUUGAAUAUUAUAGGAGAUCAAUGUAAUGAUUGAUUCACCUAUGAUCGUCAAAGAUUGGAUGGAUGCUUUGUAUAGAGAUCAAGAGACUAAUGCUUACGGCAGACUAAAUAGCAAUGGAAUAUGGCGCAAUGCUCAUGGACAGUUGAAUCCUAAAAAUGGCAAAUAAUAUACCAUGUGUCUUUUAAUAUGUCUCUGUCGAUACAUUCAUUUUGUGAAACAUGAUCUACAAGAAAUAGGGUGUGGGCGUGGUUGUGAGGUAUGGACGCAGUUGUUGAUGGAGAUGUAUGUGUAAGAAAAAAGUUACCAACAUUCACAUUCACUCUCAAAAUGGUGAGUUAAGGAGCCCACAAUGUCUAGCGUUUCUCCUUGCGCAAAUGCAUCUAAAAAGCGCACAUUAUGAAUGACUUUUUUGUUCAUGCAAUAAAAAGGCUUCUGACGCUUAUACACGUCGGCGACUCCCAAAAGGGUUAAUGAAGAAUUUAAUUUUACUUAUCUAUGAAAAAUCCUUAUAUUCAAAUCGAAUAUUUCAAGCUUGUAUUAAAGCAUCCCACCCAAAAAAUUGAUUUCUAAUAUUUUAUUAAUUCAUGUUUUAAUCAUUGAAAAAGCAUUGAUUUCUUAAUUUUUAUCAAAUAAAUUAUGAGAUAAAUAUUGGGGGUGAAAAAAACUUUUCGAUUUAUAUUAUCGAAUCUAUUACUUUAAGUAUACCAUUAGAAAUUAAAUAGAGAAAAAAAAAGUUACUACGAAUAGUUUUCUAGAUGAAAAAAGUACUUUUAUCUUGGUCAUAAUAAUACUAUUACUAUAAAAUAUUAAUUCAAUCGAAUAAUUCAUUCAGUUAUUUUCUUAAACUUUCUCUUAUUGAACAAGUAAUUAAAACAAUGAGAUUUGACGUAGUUUCAAAAUUUCAUUUAAUCAACUAGCUAGAAACUUUUUUUUAUUCUAAAAGAUUAAUACUUUCAUAUGGUAAGUUGAAUCAAGGACAUCACCAAAGUAUGUUUAUCUGUAAUGAUGAUUUUCUUUCAAAAAACAAAUUACUGUCGAACUUCAUUUAAUCGAUACUCAUCAUCAUAUGUCAAUGCAGACCGAUAUACGGCCUACAUUUCCUUUUAUUGAUGUGGUAUGUGUUAUAAGAAGAAAUAUUCAUAUGAAGCAAAAAAAUAAAAUUAAAUUAAAGACUUUGUAAAGUAGAAUUGUUGUCUAAAAAAAAAGACAUGAAAAUUUUUUUCAAUGAUGGAGAUGGUCGAGGUCGUCAGGGAGUCUCACGAGGGAAGGUCCCCAACUGAUCAAUCGCUUUUGCGUUGAGACCAUGUGCAUUAUGUAGGUACAAAUGAGCUAUGAAUAUCCUGAAAAAAAGUUCGGGCUGCUAGCUUCUUGGU